GUUGAAGUCCACAGAGAGAGAAGAGAGAUAUCAUCUUAGCUCUCUCUCUCUCUCUCUCUCUCUAAAUUAGGCAGACAAUGCCUCAACUCCCUCUUCUCCGUUUUGCGUCCUUAUAAAAAGUUUCAUCAAUCAUUCCACAAUUCUGAUCAACAGGACGUCCGCCGCAUUUUCCUUUAAUUUGAUGAUAAAGCAUCUCAGGUAUAAGAUGAAGGUUGCUCUGUCUUCUGCCUACAAGCAAGUCCAACCUCUAGUGAUGAACUUUCAGGGGGAGAUCAAGGCAAGGGACCCUUUCUAUACGCGGAAAGUUGUGUUCGUGAUGGGAGCCACCGGCACCGGAAAAUCCCGCCUCGCAAUUGAUUUGGCGACUCGGUUCCCUGCCGAGGUCAUCAACUCCGACAAAAUGCAGGUCUACAAGGGCCUCAACAUCGUCACCAAUAAGGUCACUGAGGAGGAGUGCCAGAGCGUCCCCCACCACCUCAUGUCAUUCGUGGACCCUGACUCUGACUUCACGGCCACUGACUUCCAGAAUCACACGUCCAUGGCUCUCCAAUCGAUCUACUCGCAGGGCCGGAUCCCAAUAAUAGCCGGAGGGUCCAACUCCUUUAUAGAUGCCCUUGUGAAUGACAACCCCGAGUUCCAGCUGAUGUACGACUGUUGCUUCCUCUGGGUCGACGUGUCCUCGCCCGUGCUCCAGUCUUUUGUGUCCGAACGGGUCGACCGGAUGGUGAGGGCAGGGUUGGUCGAAGAGUUGAGGAACAUGUACGACCCAGAGGCCGAUAACAAUAGGGGAAUCAGGCGAGCGAUUGGGGUCAGUGAGAUGGACCAAUACUUCCGAGCUGAGGCCACUGCUGAUGAUCAGACCCGAACGGGGCUUAUGGAGGCAGGCAUUGCCAAGAUCAAGGAGAACACAUGCACGCUGGCCCAACGGCAGCUCCAGAAGAUUCGCCGGCUCAACAGCCUGUGGAACCGGAGUAUGCAUCGGAUCGAUGCCACGGAGGUAUUCUUGAAACAAGGGAAACCAGAGGCCUAUGAGGUAUGGGAGAGGCUCGUAGCAGGACCGAGCACCACGAUCGUGGGCCAGUUCCUGUUCGACGAGCAGCCCAUGGGGUUCCCUGUAUCACCCGAUACAACAAUCCCAUCGAUCAUUUCAGCACCGGUGCCAAUGGCUGCUGUUGCAGCCGCAACCCACUAAAGCCUGAGCGAGAGAGGUUUACAAUUUCAGUGCCAUGGCAGAUGAUUGGGCAAGUUCUCUGUCUUGGAAAAUUUUUGCCACCUGAAAGAAUUUCAUCUAUAAAUUUUGGUUUUUUAAGGCAAAUUAAAAGGGGAAAAUUUAAAAAUAAAUAAAAAAAGGCAAAGGGCAAAGGGAUUUUACGGCUGGGGAAUAAAGGGGUUGCUGUCACCUGUCAGGUCGUUAGAGUAGAGAAAAGAGGGGGGAGAGAAUAAAGAAUAAAGAAUACACUUUGCAACUAGUGGCCGUACAGCUUGGGAGCAUUUGUAAUCCGUGCUAUGGCUACUGCAGAGAAACUUUUCUUGCCAUUCCUGCAUGUGGCUUCGGGUGUAAUUCUAUACGAGGCAGGUUACAUCGAAAUGGACCAUCGAAGAAGCGGUUUAGGCGGUUUGAUUUAAGCGGAGACCUCUGUAUAUUCUUAGCAAGUUUCAUGAGAAUCCGAAUUAGAGACUGCAAAUUUUGACGUUUGUAGGAUUGUGCACACAGCAAUGGGAGCUGGUAGGUUCGUAUGGGGCCUGUAUGAUUCUCAUUGUGAGUAUCGUUUCCAACAAAUGCGUCGACCCCUAUGUACGCGGUGUACGUGGAGCGGAAAAUGGACUUUUUGUUUUGGUCGUUCAUCUCUUCUGUUUUCUUCUUCUUCUUCUUCUUUCUUCUUUCUCUUGGUGUGCCUUCUUCAUAUGGCUACAUUGUAUGUAUAAAUGAUUGAAUAACUAAAUGGUCUUUUUUUUAGCGUCUCUUAAACCAUCAUGUAAAGUUAGUAAUGAUAUAUUUAAGGGUUAAUUAUACUGA
Messenger RNA from Punica granatum (pomegranate), 2017 nucleotides. NCBI's taxonomy places the organism in Eukaryota, Viridiplantae, Streptophyta, Magnoliopsida, Myrtales, Lythraceae. The record is from RefSeq and is a predicted model, not a curated record.